Molecule: messenger RNA, 2352 nt
Organism: Oikopleura dioica
Lineage: Eukaryota; Metazoa; Chordata; Appendicularia; Copelata; Oikopleuridae
Source: the annotation of a GenBank genome assembly
AUGAGAUUAGAGCAUGUCUUCGCGGCAACGAAUCGUCAGCCGGACUCGACUUACUGGGUCCCAGAAAGCGGACUGCUCCUAGCGUCAGCGAGGUCGACUUUGAUCGCUCAUCGGCUUUGCCCGAAUCGGCAAAAUAGAAUUCAGUGUUUUAAUCGACACUCGAGUGAUAUUAACAGAAUUUCUGGCGAUAAGAAUUUCAUCGUCAGUGCGACCGUCGACGGAGAAAUAAUUCUCUGGAAAGUGGAAGAAAACGGUCUCGUUGAAGUAAAAAAGCUGUCGAAAAUUCACUCCGACGCGAUAGGCUCCUUGAGUCUCGUGAAUUUCGACGACGAUAACAACGUGAUUUGCUCGAUUGCGGGAGACUCUUCUUUAAAAUUAACACGAGUCAAUGCGAAAAACGAGGAAGAAGAAAAUAGAACGAAGGAGCAUGUUUUCAAGUCAAUUUAUCCAAUUUGCGUUGCGUCGACAAAAGUCAAGAGAAGAAAUUCAACGACGGAAAUUCUUCUGGCAGUUGCGACUUCCGACUUUUUCGUCCGCUUCUUUUUGAUCGACAAAGAAUUCAAUGGAGAACUGAAGGAAACGAGUAAAAUUCAAAUUGGAGAAGAUUGGAGUACGAGUUUGAGCUUUUCUUCGACGACUUUGGAGGACAGCAUCUUUUUAUCUGUCACGAACAAGGACAACAAAGUAAGAGUGAUCAAGAUUUUCAAGCAAAACGAGCAAGACAAAGUCGAAACCGAAGACAGACUUCAAGUGGACAAGAAAAUUUUGAUCGAAGAAGAGUUUGAAAUUUUAACAGAAACGAUUUUGCGCGGCCACUCGAAUUGGUCGACUUCUUCUUGCUGGAUUUCCAUCGAGGGGGAGCUGCAUUUAGUCACGAGUUCCAUGGACAAGUCGGUCAUUGUCUGGUCUUCAAAUUCUAGCGCCGAAGCAAUCGAAGAAGAAGAGGAAGAACAAAGUUUAGGAACUUGGUCAGACGUGGCUAGAAUCGGCGAUUUUGGCGGAGCGAAUAUGGGAUUUCUUGGUGUCACAGCUGGUCGAUCAGACUCUGGAAAACUUGGAAUUCUAGCGCACUCGUACAAUGGAGCAUUUUAUCUGUGGUGGUGGAAUGAAGAGGAGGCGCAGUGGAAAUCUAGCAUCAGCCCAAGUGGUCAUUUUGGACCAGUAAGAGAUCUUUCGUGGAGCCAAGACAAGACGUUUUUACUUUCAACAAGUUUUGACCAGACAACUCGUCUAUAUUCCCGGAUCAACAAUCAAAACCAAUCUUCGGAACCUUCCGAAAUCUUCUGGGCCGAAUGCGCGAGACCGCAAGUCCACGGACACGAUAUCAGAUGCAUGACGAGCAUUGGAUCAAACCGCUUCGCUUCUGGCGCCGAAGAAAAGGUCAUUCGAGUUUUCAGAUCAACGCGAAAUUUCCGCGAGAAUUUUGAAGCUAUUACCGGCUACAAUGUGGGCGAAACAGAAGAUGAACCAGAAGGAGCAGCUGUGCCGGCGCUUGGAUUAUCCAACAAAGCGGUUUUUGAGAAGCAAGGAAAAGUCAACGCUGACAGGGAAAUUGCCGCGCACGAGUCUUACAUGGAGGAUCAAUUCACCGCUUUGAACCUUGGCGCAGUUCCACUGGAAGCCGAUCUUCUUCAAAACACUCUUUGGUGGGAAGAGCGAAAGUUGUACGGCCAUGGCUCCGAACUACAGUCACUUACCUCUUCUCCUGAUGGAAAGUUUAUUGCCUCGUCUUGUAAAGCUUCGAAAAAGAGCCAAGCAUCGAUUUUCAUUUGGGACGGAUCUCAAAACGGAAAGCCCGGUGCAUUAGCGAAACUGGAGCAGCAUCAGCUAACUGUAAUUCAACUUCGAUUUUCGCCGGACAGUAAGAGGCUGCUCUCAGUUGGACGCGAUCGAGUGGCGAUGGUGUGGAAACUAAAGGACGAAAAUGGAGAAUCCUGGGAGUUGGAAAAGAUUUUCGAUAAAUCAAUGAAGGCCCAUUCGCGUGUGAUUUGGAAUUGCUGCUGGCUCGACAAUCAAACUUUUCUCACUGCCGGGCGGGAUAAGCAGCUCAUUACUUGGAAGAUGGAAAAUGGAGAGUGGCUCAAAGCGUCGUCUUUACAGUCGGAUCAAGCUUUGACUGCAGUCGAUUGUGUGAAAAUGAAAAAUAGUGAAGAGUCAUUAUUGCUGCUGGGGAAGGAAGACGGCGCCCUGGAAUUGUACAAAACUGAGAAUGGAGAUCUUAAAUUAGAAUCGACUGUAUCGAGAGACGAAUGCCAUGUCGGUUUCGUCUCGCAAAUCUGCUUCCGAGACUGUUCAAUGGUCGCCACCUGCGGCGAGGAUCACCAAGUCAAGCUUUUUUCCCUUUCAAAUUGA